ACUGACUCAAACCCCCGCCCCCCUCCCCACUCCUUCCUUCCUCUCAGAUUCCAUGAUAGUCAUCACUGGGCUCUCACAGCAAUGCUUUGACCACAUAUCGACUUCCUUCUACACUUCCAAAGAAGUUAAGCAACACAAGGUGGUUUUUGGGUCUUUUGCUCGAUGAAUUUAGCCUCUCACCUCAUUUUGCUGGCCCAUAAAUAACAGAAAUAAUCAAAGUACACCGUCAUAACUUGGUGUUCUAAAGUUGCAGUGGUAACUCACUGAUGCAUUUUGGGUGUUUUUUGUGAAAGCAGCUGUUUUUAAAACACACUUUUCUUCCUCGCUCUCUCCUCACACUCAGUGGAGUGUGGAAGUCACACCUCACUAACAGGAAACAUCUGUGGGUAAGGCACAGUUGCUGUCUUUAGAGCAUAAAAAGAGCCCCUGUAAAGCCAUGCAAACUUGUAUGCUCCUAAUACAUAUUCUACAAUCAAGAUGAGCACUAUAAUGAAGUAAUAACUAAUUUGCCCCAAAGGGUAAUGACAUAAGACAUGCGUAGUAAGUUGAAUUGUAUUACAAGUAAGCACAGUAAAAUUUUUAUUGCUUUGUUUCAAAUGUGAAAAUAAAUGUUCUAAAAGAAUAUACAUGCUGUAGGCCUUUGUAAUAGGCUAUGCAAAAGAGUCGUCACCUCCUAGUACAAAUACCACAGCCAUGUACAGAGCUAAGAUGAUCGUGUGCAGACUUGCUUUGUAAAUAUUAUGAAUGCGAUGAGCUGGAGCAGAAAGGGAUGGGCUGGGGUGGGGUCUGGGACCCAGCAGUGAGAGAAACUACAUGCUGCAUUGCAUUUUUUGAGGAGAUUUUUCAGGGUCCCCUCGGCAUCUGGAGCUGCUUAGGACGGAGUAGGGGGUGGGGGAUCCACUGCUCACAAAUGCUCUUGACUGCUUUACAUACUUACAUUCUUUUGGCGAGUUUGGCACAUCUGGAGCUGAGGUUUAUUGUUCUUGAGGAAAGAGAGAAAGACUGGAGAGAAAGCGAGUUAGGUUUUCUUGGCAAGUUCUGAAGUUUUAAGUGUAUUUGUCCAUGUUUGAGAGUCUGACUUUGUCUAUGUGUAUGUUAGAGUUUGGCUGACCACCCUGGACAGCCCCUUCCUGACAACACCGCUGUUCGCAGACAGACAGGAAGUCGAGGUAGAGAGAAGGACAAGCAAGAAAGAGACAACUCUGUUGUUUCUGGACAUUUUCAUAUCCUCACCGCUGUUUGGGUAGAAAAGAGAAAUAUCAGUUUCAUUAAAAGGGAAAACAGAAGGAGCAGAAGGAAGGAGAUGGAUGAUUGUACAUGCAAUGGACAGGCUUUGUACGUGAGGGAUUAAGUGAGACACGAAAAAGCAGGGGCUGAGAGAAAAAGUUUGGUGUGUGAAAGGCAAACAAUGAAGAAAACAGCUGUUGUAACCCAAGACUGUGGAACAUCUAGUGGGGUGAUUUGUAGGCUGCUCUAAAUCUGCAAAGUACUUUUCUCCUUAUCCAUCAUUAUGCAUCAUGCUCUCCUCAGCUCCUGCCACAGCACCUCCUGUCCUCCAAAAACCCACCUCCCCCAGCUCCCCUUCUCCUUUGCUAUCCAAAUGCUCUCCCACACCAACCUCUACAUCACCGCCACCACUGAUUGACAUUUCGGUUGACAACUCCGCCUUCAAGUCCACCUCCCCUCCACUACCUCUCUCACCUCCUUUCUCCAACUGGAAAACCAUCUCUCCAUCUCCAACUUCUUCCUCACCUCUGAAUCACAAAAUCUCUAGCCCUUCUGCCCAGAAACCUAUGUCUCCACAAGUGCCCAAGCCCAUCUGCCCACCUCUCCCUGCACAACAGCCAUCGGCCAUCCCCAAAGUCUCCUCCGCAGCCAUGCCCAGACCCCCUCCACGUCCAAGUUCCAAGCCUUCCUCCCCACCUCUAGCCAGACCUCCACCGCCACUCGUCUUAAAAUCCCCUGUCACACCAGCGCCAACUCCAGCUGAGCAGCCCCAGAAACCAACCCCUCCUAGUAUAAGCAUCCUGGACAAGCUGAUCAAGACUUGUCCAGUGUGGCUGCAGCUGGGAAUGACGCAAGAAAGAGCUUUUCGUAUACUCAACAAGGAGUCACCCGGGAUUUUUUUAGUGAGGAGGAACACCGGCCAGAAGUUGAUGAUUGUGUCAGUGCGUCUCCAGGACCAGCAGGGGGAGCCCCGGGUCCAAGAGUUUCAUGUAAAAGAAGAAAAAGCCUUGCUUUAUCUUGAGGGUUCUGUCCUGGUCUUUGACAACAUCUUCAAACUCAUUGCAUUCUAUUGCGUUAGCCGGGACAUCCUCCCCUUCCCGCUUAAGUUACCUCAAGCCAUUGUCCGAGCAAGUAAAUAUGAAGACAUGGAGGUGAUUUCCACCCUUGGCUUAGAGUUCUGGAGCUCAACCCUGAACAGUCACAUUCAGGACAAUUUAAGUAAAUCUGCAGCCAGCGGUGGCACUCAGAAUGCAGCGGACCACAGCAGUUCCUGCGAGAUCCAGCUUUCUGCUGGCAGCGAUCGUCUGUGGUAUGUCAACCCCAUCUUCAUUGAGGAAUAUUGCAGCAGUUUGCCAUCCAGCCCUCCAGCACCCAUCCUCAGAACCCAGAGCCUCAACACGCCCAUUCAGGCUCCGCUGAAGUACAAGAGGCCCCCACCCUUGCCUCCUCGUCCCAUUAGCAUAUCGGAAGUUGCAUUGGCUCAGGCUACAACUAAGCCGACCAGAGAGGAUCUUGCGUCAGAUGAGUGUUCUCUGAUCUCGCUGAGCUCUCCUCCUCCUGUGGUUCAGAAAGAGGAAGGAAGCCAGCAUGUAUGUCCAGAGAGAGAGGGAACAGCCCCCAGCGUUGAAGCGGAGGCAGCCAAGCCAGACGUGGCCCAACCUCCAAGCCAAGCGACAAAGCAGGCUAGUCGUGUGCCUUCGCACAGGAUUCCCCCGUUACCACUCCGACGCAGGUUGUCAGAGAACCAGCCAUCAGGAGACGAAAUCCAGCAAGAACCGACUAACAGUACAAGUACCAGCAACUCUGUACCAACAGAGAUGGAGGGGGAAGUUCCUGGAGCUCGCGUGGCAUCUCUCAUCUGCCUGGACGACGACAGCGUGGCACAGUGUGAGAAGCCAGUGGAUGCCCCCGAGCCACAGUCACAGCAGGAUGAAGGCCUUGUGGAUCACUCCAAGAUAUCGAAUGGAUCAUCUGCUGUGACUAGACUGUCAGCAGCUGAGGUGGGGAGGCCUGGUCCUCCAGUACCACCUCCUAGGAGAAAAAGACACUCUCAGGCUGGGACCUCAGCUUUGCAAGAUGUCAAUGAUGCCAAUGGGGGAACCGCCAAAGAACCCACCUCCUUCACUCCACAAACCUCAAGCACUCCUACUUCCAUGCACCGCUUUGUCACUGCAGGUCACCCCAAAGUUCCUGAUGUCUCGCUGUUCUCUCCGGAAGGAGGUGCUCCCCAGCCAGACCACGACUCCUACUCCACCAGCAGCACAGAAGAGGAGAUGGACACUACAGCAACGGGCUCUAUAGUGAAGAGAACACCCACCAUCAUGCUGGACCGCGCCAAACAGCGUCUGUCCAUGGUGAACUUCUCUACUGUCUUUACAAAUUUCAUGAGUGCUGACCGCAAGCUGCAAAAACGAAUUGUGGAGCUGGCUCGGGAUGGGAGCACCUACUUUGGGAACCUGGUGCAGGAUUAUAGGGCCUAUACGCUGGACACCAUGCGAAGGCACUCCUCAAGUACUGAGAUGCUCCAAGAAAUCAGACAAAUGAUCACCCAGCUUAAAAGCUACCUGAUCCAGAGCACAGAGCUGCAGAAUCUGCAGGAGUCAGCUGUUUACACUGAGGAGAAGCUGGAGGUCAUCAUUGAGGCAGCACUGUGCAAGAGUGUUCUGAAGCCUUUGAGGGAGGCCAUAUAUAAUGGGCUAAAAGACAUCCACUCCCGUGCAGGCACUCUUAAAAGGCUAAAAGAGAACCAGCAGAUAGUCUUGGGCACCACAACCACAGAUUUGGGAGUAACCACUGGUGUUCCUGAUACACCUGUCAUGGAAAAGAUCCAGGUGAAGCUGGGGAACUUGCAUCAGGAAUAUUCACCUCAGAAGAAGAUAGACCUGCUCCUCAAAACCUGCAAGAUCAUCUAUGAGUCCAUGUCUGUAGGCUGCCCAGGGAAAGCCCAUGGUGCAGAUGACUUCCUGCCUGUGCUGAUGUACGUACUGGCUCGCUGCAACAUGACUGCACUAUUGCUGGAUGUGGAGUACAUGAUGGAACUGAUGGACCCUGCACUACAGCUAGGAGAGGGCUCAUACUAUCUCACCACGACAUAUGGAGCUCUGGAGCACAUUAAAAACUAUGACAAGCAAGCCAUGACCAGGCAGCUGAGUCUGGAAAUCCAAGACUCCAUUCAUCGGUGGGAGCGUCGCCGCACUCUCAACAAAGCUCGUGCCUCACGCUCCUCUGUACAGGAUUUCAUCAACGUCUCUUUCCUGGAGGCUGGUUCCAACACUAAGACUCUGGGUGUUCGCCCAAACACCACUGCUCGAGACCUAGCGGCGCAGUGUGCUGAGAAGUUUGAAGUGCUGGAGCCAGACUCCUACUGUCUGAGCGUGUUAGUGGAUGGCCACUACCAGCCCCUGACCCCUGAGGAGUUCCCACUUGCUGUCAAGUCCAGCUUACACCAUAGUGAGCCACGCAAGGAAUAUUACUUCGUGUACCGCCAUGGACGCUGGCCAGGACAGGAGCCUGAUGGCCAGACAGCAUCUACCCUUGAGCCGCUACCUGCCCAAGAGGACAGUUUGAUUUGAGAAACUUAUGAGAGUAAGUAGCAGGAUACAGUAGUUUACACAAAGGACUACUUGCUGCUGGAAGAGAACAUAACAGCUUAACAGAAUAUUACGUCAUUAAUUAAUAUAGUAGUGUCAUUCUGGCACUGCCCUGGCCUACUGCUAUUUGAUCUAUUAGAAGCUAUGACAAAGAUGUAAGAAUGUUUUGAAACAGUCAUUCUUUGCUUUGAAAGAAGCUUAGAAUGUCAGUGAGGACAAAGGAGCGCUGAGUACCUUUACUCAUUACUCUGUAUUUGAAGGCUACACAUCAAAUAAACUCCAUACAGAAAACCCUGCUUUGAAAAAAGAUUACUUCUAUGGACACCCACUUCCAAGUUACUCCAAGACUGCCAUUUGAUGUAUUAGGAGCUACAACAAGGAUGUAAGAAUGUUUUGAAAUAGUCAUUCUUUGCUUUGAAAGAAGCUAAGAAUGUCAAUGAGGACAAAGGAGCACUGGAGUGCCUCUACUCAUUACUCUGUAUUUAUCUUUAAUGGCUACACGUCAAAUCUUUUUUUGACUUCCUCUUCAUGGAAAGAGGCUUCUUCUAUGGACAGCCACUUCCAGUCGUCAGCUGCUCCUCCACACAACACAGCAGCAUUCUAAAAUGAUUUGUCUAGUAAAGCAGGAAAGUAAAGCAGAUUCCAACAGACUGAACCUGACAGAGACCACAUCGUCAUUCUGGUGCUGAUUUGUAAUGAAUGUUUUAUAUUGAAUUGGCAAAAGAUAACACUCUUUUUAAGACAUGCUUUAAGCACAGUCCUGAGCCCGUAUUCAUAAAACUUCUCAAAGCAGGGGUGCUGAUUUAAGAUCAGAUUCUUCUCUUAAUCUCUAUGAUCUUACCAACAAGAACAGCUAGGUCAGCACUCCUACUCUGAGAAGCUUCAUUAAGAUCGCUUCUGUCGCAACAAAAUUUUGUAUCUCCAAAAUGGUAAUUUACAGGAGAAGGAAAAAUGUCCUUAACUGUGAAUGAAAGUGAAUGGAAGAAGAUUUAUUUCCAUGUUAAUUUUCAUUUUUAUUGUUUCAAUCGUCAUGAAAUGUUAAACAUUUUAAAGGGCAGCUGGCAUUUUCAUACUGUGUAAAAAUAUUAAAAACAACAAAGAUAGAGAUACAAGGUUUUGUUCUGACAGUGACAGUAUGGGACGCUAAAUAAAUAGUUGACAAUGGUAUCACUGAAAAUCCCCAUAAGCCCAAGCCUGCUCUAUGCUGGGAGAGUUCAUGUGCCUACUUUGUCUUUAUUUAGCAUAUUCUGUAUUUACAUGACAAAUUUAAAUCAAAUGUUUGCUACUUUGUUUUUCCUACUGUUUUUAUGAUAUUUUAUCUUAAUCGCAAGAUUUUAGAUUGUAUUCCAAGUUAUGAAUACAUUAAUACUCUUUGUAUGUACGACACAAGUGUGAUGAUGGAGCGUAUUUUCCAAUGUACACAUUUUAAAUGUAACCAAAACAAUUUGCUAUAGCUUUUUAGCAGUAUACAAUUCAAGUAUUUCUUCUUUGUGUGCUGUUAAUAAUCCAUGUGUUCUUUAUGUGUUGUCAAUAAUAUUUGCUAAAAAGAAACAAGAAAUGGUAAUAUGGUCAAAUCUGUUUACACUUCCCUUUUUGCACUUCCAGAUAGAGGUUCAUACUCAAUGGUUUCUUGAUGAAGUUGCAUGGUUAUGCAGGCACUCAUUUAAAAAUGAAAAAAUCAUUUUAACACUUUUUUUUAGCACUUUUUUUUAUUCAAACAGUGGGCUGAAGUCUGAAGCCUGUGGUAAACACUGUGGCAGUGUUGCACUAAAGUGUCUUCCCUCUAUAACAACUCAAAGGACUACAUGGUCAACAAGAAAUAAUAUUAGAUGUAAUGGAGACCAGAUUGUAUGCUUUCUUUUCCUUUUCUUUUGGGAUUAAUUGUUUUGCACAGUGCCAAAAGUCCAUUAAUAAUGUUCCAAUAUUAAUCCAUUAAGCAUUAACUCACUUAUGCCUCCGCAAAUCAUGUGAGAAAUUCGAAGUAUGUUGCAUGAUUGUGACUUGGAGACUACAUGUUUAAUUAACAUCUGCAUUAUUUCAUACUCAAUAUGCGUCCUGCUGUACAAGAAAAUGUAGGUUGCACAGUAUGCGACAUGCUGUACUUGGGCUGAGACAAUACACAAUUUU
Messenger RNA from Colossoma macropomum (tambaqui), 6944 nucleotides. It is a transcript of the gene rin3, whose product is annotated as Ras and Rab interactor 3. Gene Ontology annotation, biological process: signal transduction; vesicle-mediated transport. The record is from RefSeq and is a predicted model, not a curated record. Gene Ontology annotation, cellular component: cytosol; endocytic vesicle. Gene Ontology annotation, molecular function: guanyl-nucleotide exchange factor activity; small GTPase binding. The coding region runs from base 1518 to 4799 and encodes 1093 amino acids. The transcript is spliced from 10 exons. NCBI's taxonomy places the organism in Eukaryota, Metazoa, Chordata, Actinopteri, Characiformes, Serrasalmidae.